Molecule: messenger RNA, 603 nt
Organism: Gigantopelta aegis
Lineage: Eukaryota; Metazoa; Mollusca; Gastropoda; Neomphalida; Peltospiridae
Product: demethylmenaquinone methyltransferase-like
Exons: 3
Coding region: 208-603 (131 amino acids)
Source: RefSeq, a predicted model, not a curated record
GUUGCGCUAGUGAACUGAAUUUAGUACACGUGGGUUCAAUAAGCUUUGUCGAUCAUUGCGAUGUCACGGUGCACUUUUAUAAGCGUCAUGUGUUGUGCUUUAUACUCUAGUCGGGCUGAUUCGCAGGAGUAACACACACAAGACAAUACCCAAGCUACUGGAGGAAAAUAGACCCCAGAAACCAGAAGAACAAAAUACCGAGUAACCAUGAGUACGUUCACAGAUUACGACGAGGUGUCAAAGGGAUACGACAUCUGCAGACGAGCCACCAACAUGGACCUACUUGUUGGCAUGGUGACGCAUCUAACGAGAAAGCCUUUGAAAGAGCUGUCUGUGCUGGACGCUGGGUGUGGCACGGGAAACUACGCCCUGGGACUGCUCGAUGCCGGUGUCGGUCACGUGACGAUGAUGGACGGCUCGGAUGGCAUGCUUCAAGCAGCUCGCAAGAAGACGGCCAACUACCAAAACAACACCGAGUAUCGGCUAGGGAAACUGCCGCAACUGCCGUUUCCAGACAACAGCUUCGACAUCAUCAUGUUCAACCAGGUACAACACUGGGCAUUGAGUAUCAUGGUGGUGUGGGUGGAGAUGGAGGAAAGUUAA